Molecule: messenger RNA, 838 nt
Organism: Musca domestica (house fly)
Lineage: Eukaryota; Metazoa; Arthropoda; Insecta; Diptera; Muscidae
Exons: 4
Coding region: 222-707 (161 amino acids)
Biological process (GO): sleep; regulation of synaptic transmission, cholinergic; positive regulation of voltage-gated potassium channel activity
Source: RefSeq, a predicted model, not a curated record
CGCCCAUUACGGGAUAUAAAUCGCUAAACACAUUUUGACCAAUGAUAUUGUGAAUGAUCGCGUCAAUUUUUUUUAAAUUGAAAAUCAAAGAAACCCAACAACACCAAUAAAUUAUAAGUAAAAUUUGAGCAUGGACUUCUAAUAAGAACAUAAAAAAGAGAAGAAACGCAGAAACGCAUAGUACAAAAAACUGUAAUUUAUUUUUGAAAAAUAAUUAUAAAAUGCCUCAAAUACAUUUCAUAUUUGUUUCGAUAAUACUUUCUUCGUUAUUCCUGGCCGCAUCGGCCAUUGAGUGCUAUCAAUGCGAAUCUGUCUAUGAGGAGGGAUGCGGCUAUAUUUUCGAUUCCGAAGAACAUUUCAAAGUGAAUUGUGAUUACAAGGCGCCACCGCGUUAUAUUCAAAAGUUGGUGGAAAAUGCAAAUGCCACAGCCUGUAUGAAGCGGGUGUACAAAGAACACUCCGUUACCAAAUAUUUACGUAGCUGCUACUAUGGUGAUGUCAAUGACACCAACAUCGGUUGUCGCAUGGAUCCAUCUAUGGCGGAUGUGCAUGAUGUCCGCUGCUACGUGUGCGAUGACGAAGAUUACUGCAAUGCGGCGCCAACUUUCAGCACUCACACGAAUUGGUGGUCUAUAUUCGGAUCGUUACUAAUGUUUAUUUUAACUGCAAAAAUUCUAAAUAUUCAAUGUUCUAUGGCAUUUGUAUGAAAUGGAAUUUAAGUAAUAUUUCAGAAUAUAAUUCGAAAAUGAAAAUAUGUCCAAAACGGAAAAGUCCAUAUAGAUGUGUAUGUAUGUAGUCUUAAAUAGGAUUAGAAAUCAAUUGUGAAAAUAAAGAAAAA